UGGACAUCCCAGUUCAGUUACCAAUUAUCGCUAAAGCCAUGAAGUUUGUUCUUAAUUUCCUUGCGUUUGGCUUGGUUGUAGAAGUUUCAAGCCUGGGAUACACAAGGGAACCUUUUGUAAAGAAUUUGAAAUGCUUGUUCCGCGUUAAUCCAGGUCCAUGUAAAGGCAAAUUUGAAAUGUUUGGCUACGAUCCCUUUGCCAGACAAUGCUCCAAAUUCUUUUACAGUGGCUGCGGUGGAAAUCCAAACCGUUUCGGUUCAGAGGUAGAGUGUCGGCAUGCUUGCAAAAAACUUGUAUCCGUGGAUGAAUAUGAAGAUUAUGAAUAUACUGACGACCAGACAGAUAUAACAUUUCCAGACGUUGAAUAUACAGAUAAUAAUGAUAAAAAUACUGACGUCACUUACGUUACGGAUGACGAUUAUCAAAGUUAUGAAUAUCAAUAAUGAAAAACAAAACGAAACCUACAAAAAUUGAUUUUAUGAAAACCAAAAUAAAAACAUAAGAAAGUAAUCAACGCUUAAAGGACGAGAAAAUGAAGGACGCUAUUAAUCAUGCCCAAGAACAGUUAAUUAGUAAAAAGUUACACAAUGACACACAUAUAUUCUAAAUUAAUAUGUUUUUUUAGAAAUGCAGCUGAAGCUAAAUUUUAAGUUAAUCGUAAUGUAAAUUAACAAUUAAUGUUGUGUAAUAAACAAUUGGUGCAGCUCAAGGCAGUCAUAUUUAAA
This is a messenger RNA of Drosophila virilis, 725 nucleotides long. Lineage: Eukaryota; Metazoa; Arthropoda; Insecta; Diptera; Drosophilidae. The record is from RefSeq and is a predicted model, not a curated record.